Tachysurus fulvidraco (yellow catfish) is the source of this 961-nucleotide messenger RNA. RefSeq lists its product as uncharacterized. Gene Ontology annotation, cellular component: heterotrimeric G-protein complex. NCBI's taxonomy places the organism in Eukaryota, Metazoa, Chordata, Actinopteri, Siluriformes, Bagridae. The record is from RefSeq and is a predicted model, not a curated record. The transcript is spliced from 3 exons. Gene Ontology annotation, biological process: G protein-coupled receptor signaling pathway. Bases 210 to 428 code for a protein of 72 amino acids. Gene Ontology annotation, molecular function: G-protein beta-subunit binding.
AUUAAAAAAACAAAAAAAAACAACAACAACACAACAACAACAGAACUAUCACAUGCUGUGUGCUUCGUGUUUCAUUCACUUUCAUUCUUCUUGUAAACUGCUGAAAUAAAAGAGAAGCAGUUUUGUGUUGAGGGGCGCUGUGGAGUCUCUCAGUAACAGACGCCGUCUCUUUCCAGUCACUGUUUAAUCCGAACAGUCACUUGAAUGAAAUGUCAAACAACAGCUCCAAUAGCAGUAACCUGGUUCUUGCCCAGAAAGCUGUGAAACAGCUGCGGCUUGAGGCAAGUGUCCGGAGAAUCAAGGUUUCACAAGCUGCGGCUGAACUGAAGACAUUCUGCUUGCAAAAUGCCCAUAGGGACCCGUUGCUUGUGGGGGUUCCAUCCAGUGAUAAUCCAUUCCGGCCUCCAAAAUCCUGUGAACUCUUCUGAGAUGAAAGGACGAAGGCCCCAUAAACAAGUCUUACAAGUCGCUCUUCAUUCACUUCAUAAGUGAACUCUGCAACUGAUCCAACACUGCUUUUACAUUUUCACCAUCAUCUUUAUUAUUAGCAUAAAGCGCUAUAGUUUAAACCUGUUGUUUUUAUGUGUCCUGUAUUUGACCUUUUUAAAAUAGAGAAUUUUAUGUAUUGUCUAAUUACAAUAAAAAAUAAAGUUUGCUUGCAGACAUAAAAGAUCAAAUAAUUCUCAGCCUGUAGUGUGUUGUAUAAGAUAUAACUGGUAUAUAAACUUGCUCGUGAACGAGGGCAUACAUUAUAUUUAAGAUAGGUAGAUGUAUGUAAACACAACACUGUUGCUAUGAAUACCACUUCUUUUGUUUAGAUUACGGUAUCUUACUUUUAUGUAAGGCUCAAGACAUUUUGUCAUAUUGUUUUCUAAAAAAAAAAACAAAUAACACUAAUCUCUCUCUUUUUCAUGACUCGUAUUGUGCCAAAAUACCACGCAAUAAAUAUAAUAUGAUCGCA